Messenger RNA from Medicago truncatula (barrel medic), 2684 nucleotides. RefSeq names its product receptor-like protein EIX2. Bases 38 to 2422 code for a protein of 794 amino acids. Lineage: Eukaryota; Viridiplantae; Streptophyta; Magnoliopsida; Fabales; Fabaceae. Gene Ontology annotation, molecular function: protein binding. The transcript has 2 exons. The record is from RefSeq and is a predicted model, not a curated record.
UGAAUUAGACAUUCUUCUUUGAUUCAAACAAUUAUUCAUGAUGACCAUUCUUACUACACAAAUUUCACUUCUUUUGCUUAUACUUUUAUCUAUAACUAUAUUCCACAAAACCAUGUGUACCAAUCACACAGUUGUUCGAUGCAAUGAGAAAGAUCGAGAGACACUGUUAAACUUCAAACAAGGCAUCAAUGAUAGUCUUGGUCGGAUAUCAACGUGGUCAACCAAAAAAGAUUGUUGCGCUUGGGAAGGAGUCUAUUGUGACAACAUUACUAACAGAGUUACAAGCCUUGUUCUUAAUUAUAUGUUGAAAGGUGAGAUGAAUCUCUGUAUUCUAGAACUUGAGUUUCUCAGUUACUUGGAUUUGAGUGAGAAUGAAUUUCAUGUGAUAAGAAUUCCAUCCAUUCAACACAAUAUCACACAUUCAUCUAAACUUGUAGACUUUGACUUCUCCUGGAACUAUCAGACUCUGCAAAUGGAUAAUCUUGAUUGGCUUUCUCCACUUUCUUCCUUAAAAUAUCUCAACCUUAAUUGGAUUGAUCUUCAUAAGGAAACCAACUGGUUUCAAGUAGUAAGUACACUUCCGUCAUUGUUUGAAUUACAGUUGAGUGCAUGUAACCUGAACAACUUUCCAUCUCUUGAGUAUUUGAAUUUGUCUUCACUUGUAACUCUUGAUCUUUCAAACAACAACUUCACCUUUCAUAUACCUGAUGGGUUUUUUAAUUUCACCAAAGAUCUCACCUGUCUUUACCUUGACAAUAACAAUAUAUAUGGUGAGAUACCUUCAAGCUUGCUAACCCUUCAAAAUUUGAAACACCUUGAUCUCGUUGAUAACAAACUACAGGGACCAAUUCAAGAUGAAAUAGGUCAACUAGCACAUAUUGAAUAUCUUGGUCUUGCUUGGAACAUGUUAAGUGGUUUCAUUCCUUCAACUCUAGGAAACCUCUCUUCCUUAAAUUACUUAUCUAUUGGCUCUAAUAAUUUCUCUGGUGAAAUUUCAAAUUUACUUUUUUCCAAACUCUCUAGUUUAGAUUCACUAGACUUGAGUAAUUCAAAUUUUCUAUUCCAGUUUGAUUUAGAUUGGGUUCCUCCUUUUCAACUCUCUCACCUUUCAUUGGGAAAUACAAAUCAAGGCCCAAACUUUCCAUCUUGGAUAUAUACACAAAAGUCACUGCAACAUCUCGACUUAUCAAGCUCGGGAAUUUCGUUUGUAGAUAGAAAUAAGUUCUCGAAUCUUAUAGAAAGAAUAACUGCUCCUCCGCAUAUACCCAAUGAACUUAUUUUGUCAAACAAUUCUAUUGCUGAAGACAUAUCUAACCUAACACUAAAUUGUUUAAUUUUAAGGUUGGAUCACAAUAGUUUCACAGGAAGACUCCCAAACAUAUCACCAAUGGUCUAUCAUGUUGAUUUGUCUUACAACUUUUUCUCAGGAUCAAUUCCGCAUAGUUGGAAGAACUUGAAUGAAGUGGGAGUCAUCAACCUGUGGCGUAAUAGGCUAUCUGGUGAAGCUCUGGGACACCUCUCUGAUUGGAGACAAUUGGAAGUCUUGAUCUUGGGAGAAAAUGAAUUUUCGGGAACCAUACCAAUCAACUUUUCACAAAACUUAGAAGUUGUCAUACUGAGAGCUAACCAAUUUGAAGGGACUAUUCCAACACAAUUAUUCAAUCUUACUUAUUUGUUUCAUUUGGACCUUGCACAAAACAAACUUUCAGGAUCUAUACCGAAAUGCGUCUAUAACUUGACUGAUAUGGUUGCAUAUGCUGACGAGGAAUUGCCAGUAGGUACCAUAAUUGAGUUGUUUAUUAAAAGUCAAAAUUAUGCGGUUCUAAUCAGUCCAGAUAGACGAAUUAUUGACCUUUCAACCAAUAGCUUGUCUGGGGAACUGCCAUUGGAAUUGUUUCGACUUGUUCAAGUUCAAACGUUAAACUUAUCUCACAAUAAUUUGAUUGGAACAAUACCAAAAGUGGUUGGAGACAUGAAACAUAUGGAAUCUCUCGAUCUCUCUAAUAAUAAGUUUUUUGGUGAAAUUCCUCAGAGCAUGGCUCUCUUAAACUUUUUAGAGGUUUUGAAUUUAUCUUGCAAUAAUUUUGACGGAACAAUCCCAAUAGGAUCUCAAAUUCAAACUUUUGAUCCAUCAAGCUUCAUUGGAAAUCCAAAGUUAUGCGGAGCUCCUCUUAAAAAUUGUAAAAAUUGUACCAAGGAAGAAGAAAAUCCUAAAAAUGCAGAGAAUGAAGAUGACGAAUCUAUAAAAGAAUCGUUGUACCUUGGCAUGGGAGUGGGAUUUGCAGUAGGUUUCUGGGGGAUUUGUGGUUCUUUGUUUCUCAUUAGAAAAUGGAGGCAUGCAUAUUUUCGGUUCAUAUAUGGAGUGGGUAACAGGCUCUAUGUAACUUUGAUGGUAAAGUUAAAUAGCUUUCAUAGAAGUUGAGCUUUUGCUAGUAAAGGUGAUUAUGCAUGUGGAAGAUCCUGCAUUGUUAUGCAAAUCUUUGAUAUAAUUUUCCAAACAGAGCCAAUAUGUUACUGUAUUACUUGUUGUAAUUUUUUUCUUGAAUUGUAAUUUUUUAUACAAGUUAGUUACUGGUUUCAUUCAGGUUGCCAACUGGUCUAUGUAUUUCUGUCAUUAAUUUGUGUUAAAUGUAGUGAUUUUGGAUAAUGUUCUCAUUUUAUGGAGAAAGUGGAUUACUUCUUUU